Echinostoma caproni is the source of this 2631-nucleotide messenger RNA. NCBI's taxonomy places the organism in Eukaryota, Metazoa, Platyhelminthes, Trematoda, Plagiorchiida, Echinostomatidae. The record is from the annotation of a GenBank genome assembly.
GAAUCCGCUCAGAUACUGAUGCACCUGUACGAAAAGUCCGAUACCGCAUAUUGUCAAAAUGUCAAACUGAUAUUUCGAGCGCUUCGCCACGUGCGCUGGAAAUUUAUUCCACAUAUCUACGAAGCUCGAAGCGAGUUCUACAAUUACCUGCAAAGACCGGAUUCCAAACAAGCUUUUGUUACUGAGUUUCAGAAUUCUUUUAACAUUGUGCUCAGCGAGAUGCGAGCGGAUGAGGAAACCAAAGCUGAUUUGCACUGUCGUGUAGACGACUUACGCGAUACACUAUAUGAAGUCAUGGAUGAAAAUAAGUUGGCCAAUGAGAAUCGGAUUACACAAUGUUUGAAUCCGGCUGGAUGGCUGACGGAAAAGUUAUACCAGUUGACCAAUCUUUAUUUAUGCCUCAUGCAACUGGAACUGACACGAUAUGAAGAUCGCUGUCGCAUUCUGAAGGACUAUUACAGUUCGGAUGAUGAUGAUAUUGUCGUUUCUGGUGAGGACAUGUCUAAGCUCCAAGUAAUCGUCGACCGCAUCAGUCGACAGGUCCCCGAGAUCGGCCUAGAGAUUUGUCUUNUGUCCGGACAACAUGGUGAUCUAGAUGUGGAUUUGGCCGAUAUACCUGAAGUGUUCCUUACCAAAGUGAAUUUAUUGCAAUCCAGGGUCAGCCUGAAUGAGAUUCACGCGUCACUGACCAAGAGUGGCCCCGGCUUAUUGAAAUCUAUGUCUCCUGUUCCCGCAACCGGAGCUGCGGGAAAAGCGGGAGGAAAAACUGCUGGCAAAGCCACAGUGGCAACGGGGGAUAAGGAAAAGCCAUGUCUACCAAAUGCAUCCGCACUGUGUGUGGACAAAUGCGUGAUACCAACAGUACAAGAAGCUCAAUUUCUUUACAACGCUUGCCUCUGUGCAUUGCAAAUUGUGUUGAAUCAAUACCAAACCGAACUUUUAGCACGAUCGGCUGAGGCAGCAACUGAUGGACUAGCUGGUGGAAAGGCAGCUCACGGAGCAACAGAUGAUAAGAAUAAAGCCGGGACUGGUAAAAAGCCUGGUCGAAAAAGCGCGACACCCAAAUGUCGGGUGACGAAAACAGAGGAGCCACCUUUGUCCGCCGCCUCAGCAGCGGUAUUCCGUCUCACGCUCAUACGAGCGCAGGCCUGUACAGUACUUUCUGAUUUGAAGAUGAAGGUCAGCGAUACAGAAAAACUCAUGGCCUACUGGAUCGGAGCUCGCAUACUACGCGAACACGAGGCUGUAAAUAACCUGGUGGAAUAUGUGCGAAAAGCAAUCGAAUCAGAACUAAAAUUGGAUGCGCCUUUGAUUCUAGAUGGGGAACACUUCUGCUUGCAGAAGGAGGAAAUUUCAGAAUCGCGUCAACAAGAUUCCGUCAUUGGAACCCUUACCCAAUCGGAAACACAUGACAUUUCCACUGUGAAUCCAGGUUACUUCACGCUGGAUCAACUGGAAUGUCUUUUGAAAAAGUUUCAAGAACGUGCGCCUUCCGGAUACAUUGAGACGAAGUCAUUUAACAACUUGAUUCAACUGCUCAUUAAAUCGCGCCUGUUACAAAUAGCCGGUCCAAUUUCUUCUGAUCAGCUGGAAGAAAUGGGACACAUAUUAACCCGAUUGUAUCAGGCUAAUUUUGAGAACGACAACAUAACUAACCGAGCAGCGUCCAUCCCCAAAACGAAGAAUUCCGAAUCGAAUGCGGGCACUUUGUCCUCCUUCGUGGAUGUGGUUAAAAUGAAGGAGGAAGCUAGUUUCUAUGUCGACUGGCGUCGUUUUCUACUCGCGGCCACUCAGUCCCAUUUGGUCUUCAACCCGGAAGCAAGACCAAUUCAGGCCAGUUUGAUAAAUUUAGCCAAACACCUGCAUGAACUGGAUCAACAAGAUCAUCAAUCAACGAAUAUCCUUAACACCAUGGUCACACGAGCUCAGUUUCAAUUCUUACCUUUCCCGUGGUAUCCAUCCAAUCUAGAUUACUAUCGGAAACUGCAAAACUUUAUCUUUUCCCUGUUUGUCGACCCCCCGGGCAUGGAACCUCAACCACAAGAGUCAUUUGAUUCGAAGAACGACCAUGAAACUGGUGAUUAUCAUCCAUCUGAAAUACCCAAGUUGAUCACUUCCGACUCGACAGGGUGCUUGACUUCAAAUAGUCCAUCUGUGUUGGAACAGCGUAUUCGUUGUGCGGAUGUGCUACUCUACCUAGCCACCAUCAAGACACCAAAUGGAUAUGUGGGCCUGCUACGCGCCAUGGCUUCUCUGUUAUUGCGUCAUGUACCCCACGAGGCCAUUCCGGAACACAAUGAGGAAACACAAGUUGAUCCGGAAUCGGAAGGAGUUCCGGAUAACGUUACUGAUGAUUUUCCAAUUCCAAAAUCUGUCCUUGAAACUGACAAACUGGAUCAAAUUUAUACCGACUUAGGCGCGGACGAUUCGAUCGGUGAUCCGGUUGUAACAUUCUCUAAUGUGAUUAAGCAUCCGGACUAUUUGGCAUUGAUCCUUUCGGCAGCUCCCCGAUUUCAGUUGAAUUUAUUUCCCGAUCCGUGGCCCAGUCUGAUUCGGAUGUGUGCACAACCGGCAGGUUCGAGUAGCUCAUCCACUGACUACGAUAGUGCGAGCAAAAUUUCCCUUUCAUAA